AAAAACUUCACUGGCCUAAAACUGAGCUUUCUAAGAAAUCCAUCCUGAGUCCGCUAGAACACAAGCUGAACGUUCACAAUGAAAACAGCCUCCAGCACCCACCUCCUGGCAUCCUCAAGGACAUUUUCACCACAGGAACCAGCAGCUACAACGUCCUUCUGCAGAGCAAAGAGGAGAAGAAACACCACCCUCAGAAGCAGUCGUCUGCUCCCCACAAGAAGCCCCGGAAAGCCAGCAGGGGCGAGCCCCGCCGGCUCCCGGCCGCAGGGUGGUGCUGCACCACCAGCCAGCCCUCCCUCCUCAUCCCCAGCCCAGCACCCACCACCACCAAGCUCUCAGGCAGCCUUCCAGGCACGGGGGGCAGCCCGGGGCCGACUCCACACCCCAAAAGUAGGAAUAAGAAGCAUUGUAAUCUAGCAAAGCCAAAGCCCUCCCAGUCCACCAAAAGCCAUGGGAAGGAAGGUGAUGUGGCUGGCCAAAAACUCUGUUUGCUGACUGCAAUCAAGCCUUCCAACGUGGAGAAGGAGAAGAUGAAGUUCUUCAAGUCAGAUUUCACCUACAAUCCUCAGUUUGAAUAUGCAAACCCUGCUCUGCCAAACGUGCUGGCCAAGCACAGCCAUGCCUCUGACAGGUUUCUGAAGCAGUCCAUCAACAUCAUGGAGAGGACUCUGCAGAAGUAUGGGAGCUAUGAGAAGUUUGAGCAGGCCACUGGAGGCAGUUUGCUGAGCAAGAGUCGCAUCUGGAACCACGUCAGGAAGUACAUGGUGAAGGAAGGCUGCCUGGGGGAGAUCGUGGUGCAGCUGACAGAGGACCUGCUGUCCCGGGCCUCCAUGACGGUGGUGAACGGCCGCCCCACGCUCACCAUCAACGUCGGCACCGCGCGCGAGCACUGGCUGGAGGGGAUGCUGAGGCAUGAAAUAGGCACUCAUUAUUUUCGGGGUUUUAACAACAGCAGCCAGCCUUGGUGCAACUGGAACGGGCGCAGAAAGCACGGGCUGAAGCCAAUCAACCCCACAGAGGAGGGGCUGGCCAGCAUCCACAGCGUGCUGUUCCGCAGGGACCCUUUGCUCUGGAGAGCUGCCCUGCUCUACUACACAGUCUACCAGGCCAGCCAGAUGUCCUUCAGCCAGCUCUUCCAGGACCUGGGCAGGUUCGUGCAGGACCCCAACACCAGGUGGGAUUACUGCGUGCGAGCCAAGAGGGGCUGGACUGACACGUCACAGCCAGGCUGUUUCAACAAGGAUCAGGUGUACCUGGAUGGCAUCCUCCGAAUCCUGAGGCACAGGGAGUCCAUUGAUUUCCACCUGCUGACAGCCCUGGGAAAGGUCUCCUACGAGGACGUGGAGCGCCUGAAGGGACUGGCUGUGGUGGAGAACAUGAGGGUGCCACACUUCCUGCAGGACCACGCCCGCUACAUGGAGCACUUGGAAAAGAUCAUGGAAGUCAACGAGCUGACUGAUGAGGAGCUCCAGGAGCUCAUAAAUUAA
Molecule: messenger RNA, 1487 nt
Organism: Merops nubicus (carmine bee-eater)
Lineage: Eukaryota; Metazoa; Chordata; Aves; Coraciiformes; Meropidae
Source: RefSeq, a predicted model, not a curated record